Molecule: messenger RNA, 1140 nt
Organism: Megalops cyprinoides (Indo-Pacific tarpon)
Lineage: Eukaryota; Metazoa; Chordata; Actinopteri; Elopiformes; Megalopidae
Product: forkhead box protein I2-like
Exons: 2
Coding region: 4-1140 (378 amino acids)
Biological process (GO): anatomical structure morphogenesis; regulation of transcription by RNA polymerase II; cell differentiation
Molecular function (GO): RNA polymerase II cis-regulatory region sequence-specific DNA binding; DNA-binding transcription factor activity, RNA polymerase II-specific
Source: RefSeq, a predicted model, not a curated record
AUUAUGAGCGCUCUUGGACAGCAGCCAUCUCUCCCCCAGUCUGGUCCAGCUCAUCUCCACAGCGCGAGAGAGAUCCUGGAUAUGGCCGUGUACUGUGACAAGUUCGGUGCGUACCAGAACUUGCAGCAUCACAAUUCCCAGAGGCCGUCCACAAGUCCGCCAAAGUAUGGCUUCGGGGAGUGCGCUUCACUGAUCACCAAACCAUACAUUUGGCUGAACCACCAAGGCACCAACUCGUCACUGUAUGUUCCGGGAACGACUGGGGCUUCCUACAUCCCAUCAGGGUUCGGAGCGCACCAACAGCAAUUCUUGCGUGCGCCCGCCAGUUUGGGGAGCGCUGACCUGGGAUGGCUUUCUUUCCAAAGCCAGCAAGAACUUGCGAAAAUGGUCAGGCCUCCUUAUUCCUACUCAGCACUAAUAGCGAUGGCGAUCCAAAGUUCCCAAGAUAAAAAAGUGACGCUGAGUCAAAUCUACCAGUAUGUAGUGGACAACUUUACGUUUUACAAGAAAAGCAAGGCCGGGUGGCAGAACUCCAUUCGUCACAACCUGUCUUUGAACGACUGCUUCAAGAAAGUGGCACGCGAUGACGACGACCCCGGAAAAGGGAACUACUGGACCCUGGAUGAGAACUGUGAGAAAAUGUUCGAUAACGGCGCCUUCAGGAGAAAGCGGAAAAGGCGAGCAAACCUUAGCUCUAACGGAGAGCCCCUCAGAUGUGAAGAUGAUGCCGCCGGACGUAAGCUUUCAAGUACAGACGGCAUCUCAAGUUCACCUCCCCAGAUUCUGAAGCAUUUCCCAACCUCAACAGAAUCAAAAUCACCCCCAUCCAUGGAACACAGUCAGUGCUUCAACGCCUUCGUCUCCAAUAUGAACACUGUGCUUGGUGGGAGCCAUGGCUUAAACGGCAGACAGUUUGGUUCAGGGCUUUUGGAGGAUUUGACUCCAAACAAGGAUAACUUGUCGGGACAUGGUUUGUACUCGCCAAGUCAAAGCUCGCUGCUGAAAUAUGAUUCCAGUAACACGAACCGAAACAGACUGGUUUGCAACCCACCGACAGAAAGCGGACACUUGGGGGGUACCCUCACAAAUCGUUUUAGUGACAGCAAUUUAGUCUACGGUCAAGGUGGAACUGAGGUUUAG